This is a messenger RNA of Myripristis murdjan (pinecone soldierfish), 3260 nucleotides long. RefSeq names its product zinc finger protein 436-like. Gene Ontology annotation, molecular function: RNA polymerase II cis-regulatory region sequence-specific DNA binding; DNA-binding transcription factor activity, RNA polymerase II-specific. The record is from RefSeq and is a predicted model, not a curated record. Gene Ontology annotation, biological process: regulation of DNA-templated transcription. The transcript is spliced from 4 exons. The coding region runs from base 29 to 1777 and encodes 582 amino acids. Lineage: Eukaryota; Metazoa; Chordata; Actinopteri; Holocentriformes; Holocentridae.
CGUACCAGGGCACCCGCGUGUUUCAAAGAUGUCUGCUACACCCGACACUCCACCACGUCCCAAAAAGCCAAAACGUUUGCAAAAGUACAGACGUGUAUGGGAAGAGGCGAACCCGUGGCUCGACAGCGUCAGUGGCAACGAGUACAAGGCGAAUUGCAAACGGUGUCGGCGAGUGUUUUCUGUGGCUCAUGGUGGACUGGCUGACGUGCGGCAACAUGCAGGAGGGGAUCAACAUAAAAUAAACAUGAGAACGGACUGGAACCAAACGGCAGUGUCUGUCACAGCUCCCGAGGUCGAUACAAAGACACCACCUCUCGGGCCCGUGGAGGCCGAGGCCCAGAGGAGCCGUGGUGGUCGUGGCCCCGAGGUCGAGGAGCCGAGGAACACGACCAUGUUUAAUCUCAAGGACUUUGUGAACCAGCGGCUCACUGCGGCAGCCGUGGAAAUAUUCGAGGAGUUUGAGAAAAUGCUCGAUUUGUAUAAAGCUGAAGUGACUCGGUCGAAAGAAGAGGUGGACAACCUGCGGAACCAGCUGGACCUCCUGCAAGACAAACCAGCUGCAGAAGCUCCAGCGGCCCACAGCACCGUACCUGCAGACGGGUGUGACUCCAGUCUGCUGCAAGAGAAGCUGCUGCCCUCGACACCAGUGGAAAUGGGACAAGAGUCAAACUUCAGUGUGAAGGCUGAAGCUGCUGGACCCUCUCACACCAAUGCUGGUGGAGAAAAUCCUGACUGGAACAACGGCAUGCUGCAUUCAGACCCUGAAGUGUCACAGGUUAAAGAAGAGCAGGAGGAACUGGGCAUCGACAGUCAAAAACAAGAGGCUGUUUUUCUUUCUGCUGAUGAUGUGAAAAGUGAGCAAGAUCAACCAGAGGCAGAAUUUGAAUAUGAAUUGCAGCCGCUCUCCUCAGACUGCUCUGCAGCUCAGAGUGAGAACAGUGAUGAUGAGGAUUGGAUGGAGAGCAAAGGAGCUCAAAGAAGGACCAAGAAACGAAAAGCAAAGUCAAAGCAACGACAGACUGACAGUAGUACACAGGAGGGACGUGAAGUGUUAGCUCAUGAAGAUUCUUCUGCCAAAAGUCAGUCUGAUGAUCGUAUUUCUUGCCAUUUGUGUGGCAAGUCUUUCAAGUACAUAGGUUUUUUAAUGAAUCACAUACAGACACAUGACAAGACAGUUGACUGUCAUGUUUGUGGAAUAACAUUCCAGUCUGCAGAGGAGCUGAUAAAACACUUACAGUCUGCUAUCAAGAAAAAACAUUUUUGUGAUCUGUGUGGCAAAACUUUCACCAAAAUGCAUCUGCUCAAAGAGCACUCAAAAAUACACACAGGGACAAAAGAGUUUACAUGUCAAGACUGUGGCAAAGCAUUUCUCCGAAAAACAGACCUUACUGUGCAUGCUAGGACCCACUCUGGGGAGAAACCAUACAGCUGUGAUAUUUGUGGGAAGGCAUUUAGUCAGAGAAAUAAUCUUAAAAGCCAUAGGAGAUGUCACACAGGAGAGAAACCAUAUCACUGUGAGGUGUGUGGGUACAGCUUCAGAACAAGCUAUCAUCUCAAAACACACAUGAGAUACCAUUCAGGAGAGAAGCCGUACUCCUGUGAGAUUUGCGGUAAGAAAUUUUGCCAGACCGGAGAGUUGACCAGACAUAUGAUGACACACACAGAGGAAAGACCAUAUGGUUGCCAUGUUUGUGGCAUGAGAUACAAAUUUGAUUCAAAUCUGAAGGUGCACAUGAGAAAUCAUGAGAAGGAAGCUACAGUGGCUGAGCCUACAUGAACGGAGUAACCCAGCUACUAUCAUACUCAUUAAGGACUUGGUGGUUCAAAGUAACAGCUCAGCUGCUUAACACUGUAUAUUUGUACUCUGCUCCAUAUGAGUGUAAUACACCCACCAAAUUUGGUUCAUUAAAUCUUUCCCUGGUGCAAGAGCUUGUAGGAGUGUCCUGCCUGAAAUUAAAUGAAGUUGAUACAAACCAGAUAACAAUAUGAUUUUCAGCAACAACACAAAGAUGAUUUUUCUUAAGGAAACACAACAACCCAUGCUUGAAGUAGCUUCACUUUCGUAGUGCUUUUAUGCCUGGUGGUUUCCAAAAUGGCAGAGCUGUUUUGUGGAAGUGGUACAGUUCCACCAUUUUUGAUGCAAGGGAAUUCAAACCAGCCGUCAAAGUGAGACAUAAAUGUAUUGUUGUGCACCCCUCAAAAAAACAAACAAACAAACAAAAAACAGUUUUGUCUCACAUCUCAAAAUCAUUUUUUCCAGUCUAUAUCUAAUUCAUAUUGGUGCGGUACACUCCUGUUGAAGCGCUUGUUCUCAUGACAGAAGGAUUUAAUGGACCAAACUUUGUGGAUGUAUUACACUCACAUACAGCAGCAAAUAUCACUCUACGGGCAAGAAUGUGAACUAUCACUUACAGCUGCAUAGAUACAAGUAAAUCAAUAACAAAAUAACCAUGUCCACCUGUGUUUUUUCAUCCACAAAGUUUAUGAUUCACCAGCAAAAAGUUGCUCAAGUGACGGGUUUUAUUUCUAACAGAGGGGAAGAAACUGUGGCACAUCAGCAAUAGUAAACAUAUAUACUGGAGUGAGUCAGAUAGACUUAACUAGGUUUCUCAUGACUGGAGUGACAGAAUGAUCACAUUUAACAUGCACUGGCAACACACUGGGGUUAUGUGACCAACCGAGAUCAGAAUUGGAUUCAGAUUCACAAAGCAAAUGUACAUUCAAUGUGCAGUGUUACAUAGCAAAUGGAAUCACUCCAGUUUUAUUGCUUUAUGAUUUCAACUGACAGCAUGUGGCGGCAGACAUACUUUAUUCAUUCUCACAGCUACAGCUAGUUUAUCUGUUCACUGUCCAGGUCAACUACAGAGCUGCCCCUGGAGCUGGUAGGGUGUCUUGCUCAAGGGCACUUUAAUGGAGUGGAUGCUGAACAGAAGUACUUGAAUUGAGCUGAAUCAACUUGAACCUCCAUAUGAUUGCAGACUUGACAAGAUGUUUGAGAACUGAGCUGUAACCAUCUUUGACUGUCAUUAAGCCGCUCUGAGGCAGUGUUGAGUACAUGGCUUGACAAUAAGUUCAAGCAAUCAAUACUGUGUUCUUCAGAUACAGAGUUUAAACAUGUGCAUUGACCACAGUCACUUUUUUGUUUUGUUUUUUGUUUCCCCAUCUUUGCCCCAGGGAAAUGUUAUAUGUACUGUGUGUACCUCUGUAGAUGUGCACUGUUAAGUUCACAAUACUGUAAUUAAAGACUUUAAAAUUGCCUU